Molecule: messenger RNA, 6302 nt
Organism: Oryzias latipes (Japanese medaka)
Lineage: Eukaryota; Metazoa; Chordata; Actinopteri; Beloniformes; Adrianichthyidae
Source: RefSeq, a predicted model, not a curated record
AUCCAUCAGUCUCCGGAGGGGGGCGGAGCUCCACGCUGAGCGCUCUCCGCCCGCUCGUCAGGCACAACAUGGGGAUGGCUGGGCGGACUGUCAGCGCGCACGGGGCGCUCCGCCUCCAAAGGCGUUGACGAAGAAAGGAUCCCACAUAAAAAACUUUAUUUCAAGACAAAAACAGGAAUCAGAGCAAAUGUCUCCUAUUUCGUCAGACCAAACAGAUAAAUGAGCUCCUAACGCGUUACGCGCUUCGGCCGUGAAUGCGUAAAUGCGCUUCGGAGAAAGAAACGAGCCGCGCGUUAAAGGAACCCGAUGUCUUUGGGCCACUUGUGUCUACACAGGGACCAUUCAGAGCCACGUUUUAGCAGGCGGCAACCUUGCACAACAAGACAUCAGCCUACAGUGUGGCAGACUGCCUCUGCAGGCGGAGGAGCAGGAAAGGAAACAGGGCUGUCAUCCAUGGCCUUCAGCAGAUCCCCUCUAAAUCACUAAGAGAACAGUAUUGUUUAUUGUUAUUUAGAUUUUAACAUUUUUGUUCAUUUUUCAGUUUAUUUUGUUGAAAGUUGCAGCAGGUUUAGGGGGAUCCCAUGCACAUGUCAGAUCGCUGUGGAUGUCCACAUGGAAAGUUAACAACAAACGCGCAACCGAGAGCUUCGUGAAAGAGAGUCCCUAUUGUUGUCCAACCCGUUUUAGGAUAGAAGUCUGCUUGACCGACAUGGAGACCCGCGACGAAACAGCGGGGAAGUCGUUCGCGCUGACGUACGUGGGCUGGUGCACGCUGGACAGGCGAACCACCCUGCCCAUGCUGCCGUGGCUGGUGGCCGAGAUCCGCCGGAGGAGCGAGAAGGGCGGCUUCGGCCCCGUCAUGCAGCCCAGAGAAGUUCAGCUGCUGCUCCACUCGCCGUUCAUCCGCUGCGUCCCGUCCAGCAGCAACUGCUCGUCCGUUUUCAUCUUCGAACACAAGGCGCAGCUCAUCGCGCGCUUCAUCCACAACAGCAAUGACCUCUCCUACUUUGCGUACCUGCUGCGCGGCCAACCGGACAACCCGGAGUCCGAGAUGUCCUGUCACGUCUUCAAGGCCUUCGACCCCAACCAGGUUCCAGAGGUUAUCAGCAGCAUCCGACAGGUGUCAAAAUCAGCCCUUAAGGAAGACACGAAGCCCAAACAGGAAACCGAAGAGGCGUUCUACAAUUCGCAGAAGUUUGAAGUGCUGUACUGUGGCAAGGUCACAGUUGGUCACAAGAAGGCUCCAUCCUCCCUCAUUGACGACUGCAUCGACAAGUUCCGUCAGCUAGAGACUGAGCGAAAGCGCCUUCGGCUGCUCAACGGUCAGCGAGGCUCCACAGAGAGCGCACCUGUGGAUUUUCUCAUGGGGGAAGAAGGGGAUCCCUUAUCCUCUGUCCUGAACAAGAAUAUGGAGGAGUGUGAUGGUCUUGGAAUGGAGGACAUCAGUGUAGGUAAGAGCUUGUCCAUUAGUUCCAGUCAGAGCAGCCUGCGGGGAGCCUUCCCAGAGUGCAUCCUGGAAGACUCCGGGUUUGAGGAGCCGCAGGAGUUUCGCACGCGCUGCAGCAGUCUGGCAGGAAGUCUUCAGAGGAAGCCGGGGGAAGCUGGAAUUAUGGGGCCGACGCGUCGCAGACACUCCAGCGCUCCAAACAACGUCCAGCCCUCUGAUUCAGACAAGAAUCGAACAAUGCUCUUUCAGGUCGGACGCUUCGAGGUGAACCUCAUAAGUCCUGACAGUAAAACGGUGGUGCUGGAGAAGAACUUUAAAGAUAUCUCGUCCUGCUGUCAGGGUAUCAAGCAGACGGACCAUUUUGGAUUCAUCUGUCGUGACACGAUAGAUUCUGGGCCCAGUCAGUACGCGUGCUACGUUUUCCAGUGUGCCAGCGAGUCCUUGGUCGACGAGGUGAUGCUGACCUUGAAGCAGGCCUUCUCCACCGCAGCGGCUUUGCAAAGCAACAAAACCCAAAUCCAGCUGUGCGAAGCCUGUCCUAUGCACGGCCUGCACAAACUCUGCGAGAGGAUUGAGGGUCUUUACCCACCUAGAGCAAAGCUGGCCAUCCAACAGUACCUCUCUGAAUUAACCGAUAAUGAGCAGGCAGAGGUUUUUGAAAAAGUUCUAAAACACAAACCAGGGUCAGACCAGGAGGAGAAUGAGCUGGUGAUUCUCUAUCUAAGGCAGAUCUGUGAGACCAAGCAGAAGUCCCACCUCCACAUUGGAGAAUCUCCUCAGAAUGCAGGAAAUAGCUCUGCAGCGGGGGACAGCACGACCCACAGCAGUCGCUUCAAACUGGAUAUUUUCAAGAACAAAGCCCGCACGUCCCUCACCAGCUCCCUGGAGAACAUCUUUGCGAGGGGUGCCAGCCGGAUGCGAGACCGCCUGGGAAGCAUGGGAAGCAUCAGCAGUUUUGAAAGACAGGAUGAGGAGUCUCCUGGUCAGUCCCCUCCAGGUUCGCCCCCCGCCUUCCCCGACGACGACCCGGAAUCUGGGAUGCAGUUCCGUCGGCGUGCUCACACCUUUAGCCACCCGCCAUUAAGGAAGCGCAUCUCCUUUGAAAGUCAACUGUCCAAUCAGAGCAAACAGGCUCCUCUGCGCAGACAACUGUCUGUGAAUUCAGAGCUGCUGCAGAGCAGUCCCGUGGCCGUUCCCAGAACGCGCAGUGUUUCGGAGAGCGAGUCCUCCUUCAGCCUCCCCUCCUCCUUCUCUGCUCCCACUUUCCUGAAAAGCAUUUACCAGGGCUCGCUGGGCUCCCUCAGCUCCCUGGCAGACAGUGGGAGCCUCAAGAGCAAUGGCGAAGGCAGGAAAAGGAGUUUGUCUGGCUGCAGCAGCGACUUGGUGAGCGCAGGUCCCCCCCAGACCCCACGCAGGGUCUCCUGGAGGCAGAAGAUCUUCCUGAGGGUGGCUUCGCCCAUGAACAAGCCGUCUGCAUCCAUGCAGCACACAGAUGACUGUCCUGCCAGUGAGCUGCUGCCUCUGUCUCCUUGUGCCUUGGACGCCAGUCUGGACCAUCUGAGGGGUCUUUUGCCCAUGGCACACAACCAGUCACCUGCAGGGAAACCAAAAAAAACAGGAGCAGACUACCGGGCUCUCUGGAAGACUGCCAUCCAUCAGCAGAUACUACUUCUGCGCAUGGAAAAGGAAAACCAGAGACUAGAAGAAGCGAGCCGAGACGAGCUGCAUAUUCGCAAGAUGAAGCUGGACUACCAGGAAGUGAGUCAGUGCUCCAAAGAGACGCAGGCAAUGUGGGAGAAAAAACUCACGGCUCCAGGCAGGACAACAAACCCACAAAACAAGGAGGACCUCUAUAGGGCCGUAUGCCAAGGACUUCCAAAGAGCAGACGUGGCGAUGUCUGGCUGCUCGUUUCCCAUCAGCAUCGGCUGCGGCACAGACUGCCCCAGCGUCAGCUUGCCCCAGACACCCCUUACCAUGACCUGCUCAAGCAGCUCACCGCGCAACAGCACGCCAUUCUAGUGGACUUAGGUCGGACCUUUCCCACACAUCAGUAUUUCUCUGCUCAGCUUGGCGCAGGCCAGCUCUCCCUGUACAACCUCCUGAAGGCCUACUCUCUGCUGGAUACAGAGGUUGGCUACUGCCAGGGGAUCAGCUUUGUGGCUGGAGUCCUGCUGCUGCACAUGAGCGAAGAUCAGGCGUUUGACAUGCUCAAGUUCCUGAUGUACGACCUCGGCAUCAGACGACAGUACAGACCAGACAUGGUCUCUCUGCAGAUACAGAUGUACCAACUCUCCAGGCUUCUGCACGACUACCACCGAGACUUGUACAGUCACUUCGAGGAGCACGAUAUCUGCCCGAGCCUCUACGCGGCGCCGUGGUUCCUCACUCUGUUCGCCUCACAGUUCCCGCUUGGCUUCGUGUCCCGAAUCUUUGAUUUUGUGUUUGUCCAGGGUACUGAGGUGAUCUUUAAGGUGGCCCUGUGCCUGCUGGGCAGCCACGAGAAGGAGAUAAUCGAGUGUGACAGCUUUGAGAGCAUUGUUGACUUUCUGAAGACGGCACUCCCCACACUCACACAGGCACAGAUGGAGCAGACCAUUGCCAAGGUCAUAGAGAUGGACAUCUCCAAGCAGCUGCAUGCUUAUGAAGUGGAGUACCACGUCCUGCAGGAUGAGAUGUUGGACGCCGGGCCGCUGCCUGAUGACUCAGAGCGUCUGGACAAACUAGAAAAGACAAACACUCAACUGAAGAAGCAAAACAUGGACCUGCUGGAAAAACUUCAAGCUGCGCGGCAGAAGAUCCAAACGCUGGAGACCAGUGUGGAGAGCUUCCUCUCCCGGGAGAGCAAAAUGAAGCACAUGAUUCGCUCCCUGGAGCAGGAGAGGGCAGCGUACCAGCGGACCAUUGAACGCAUGCGCUCGUGCCUUCCCCCUGACGCCUUGACAGAUGUGGAGAUGACCCAGAUCAAAACAGGACCCAACGGGAAAGCCAAAACCGCAGCCAAAAAGCCCUGAUGGUAACCGAGGGGAGUGGGGGGCGGGGGCUGGCUGCUCCAGGCAAACGCACUGGCAGACACUAAGUUUGACAAAUGAAGUGGAAGGCUGCUGAGCUCCGCUGCGUCUCCGUGUUGCUGUAAAGGAGCCCUUUGCAAGACUGUGAAGUCUCCAGAUAAAGCAGACUGUGUGGGAAACGUCUAUGUGAUGUUUGUCUGCAGCAAUUGUGGUGGGAGGACAGUUUCAGUUAUAUUAGCAAACCGAGAGUUUCCAUGGUGCAUGAAAGCACCGUGUCUCACCGCCUGGCUUGAAGGUGGGGUCAAGACUCUAAUCACAGGGGAAUUUGUGGGCCUGACACCAGUGGAAAACAUGUUUUUGAGCACUGCCUUGAUGUGUUUACUACCUGUCUGAAAUAAGUCAAUAGAAGUGCCUGCUGGCAAGUGAUCCGUCAGAACUCAGGGUCAUCCUAAAGCCAUUACCAAUGUGUGGUCCUUUAAACUGCUUUGGUAUCACUUUUAUUUCACUAAAAUCAGUUAUCCUAAUGACCCCGAAGAUCAUUUGGUUUCUCACCCCCAAAGGUACUCGUUUUGCAUUUGUUUUCAUCACACUGUUUUUGUGUUGUUUUUUUUAAUCGAGUUGAUCUUCAGCUGUUGCAUUUGCUGCUGCUGGAAGAGGAAGUGCUCCUUCCAAAAGCUUAGACAGGAUGUGAGGUCGUCUGCCUCCUCGGUUUCCUGUGUGUCUGGUUGCUUCUUUUUUAGCACCACCUUCAGACUCAGAGACGAAACUGGCUCGCCCCAGGAGCCCCGGCGUCAACUAACCGAAGCCGGGGAGGGAUCCGAAGGCGCAAAGGUCAGCUGAGUUUCCACAGAAAUGAGGAUUUCAAAUAUCUAACUCAGAUGCAGAAAAAGAAUCAUUUAAAUUCUUGUUUUAUUUUUUUCAAAUGCACACAGACUCAAUUCGAGCUGUGGUGCUGGCUUCCUCCUCAUUUUUAUUGUGUUCCACCUCCAUAGCUGCCGCACCAUCACUGCUCCAAUUAUGUUAAAAGCUAAAUGUUCUUGGUCUGCUCUCCUUUCACAAAACAUCUUCAAACUGAGGUUGCAAUGAAAUCCUGCAAGAUUUUUCACUCCUCUAGGAUCUAAACUUUGUUUUUCCUUUUUAAACUAUUCAAGUGGACAGUUUGUCUCACAGGACUGUGCUGGGUCUUCAGAUACUAUUUGUACUUUUCUAUUUUGUUACCUAAGCAAAAAUGUCAACUGGAAAGACUACCAGCUCCGGGAUAAAACCCUUUUUUUUUUGAGGAGUAACAUCCUUUAAAAGGAUCACCUCAUAAUAAAAAAAAGACAAUGUUAAACGGAUUAAAGGAGGGUGAAAUCCGCUCCCUCUAUCAUUUCUCUCCAUAAAGAUGCAGCGAUCGAUGGUUGAUGCCGAUCCUGAUUUCAGGCAGACGUGAAUGUUUGCAUGCAAAGAAAAUGCUGCUACUAUUAUCAAAAAGACAAAUCACUGAACCAAAGCGUUUUAUCCAUACAUUAAGAAUAGUAAAAUCAUUCAAAAUGAAUGGAUGAACUGUCAAUAAAAUGUACAAAAACACCAAGAGAUACCAACUGUUUGGCAAAAGCUUGAUAUGUGUUUUCACUUGUGCCAAAUGUUUUGCGGUUUCAUUUGUAUUCCUUGAGUUGUCGACGCUAAAUGUGGAGUACCGUACUUUUCUGUGAUCACAAACGCCUGUUGGUUUACGUUGGGUGCUCUGAUUCCUGACUACUGAGUAGUGCCUGAAUCGCCGUGUUCACACUGUUGACGUUAGAGCUACACAAAAAGCAAAGCAACUGCAGUGAGUGCUUCAAUAAACCUCACCUUGCCUUUUUUU